UAAAUAACACAAAUCAGAAAAAAAAAUGAGAGUAAUUUCCCUCUUUUUUUUAAUUGUCCCUCUCGUUAUUUCCUCUAAAAUUGACCAGGAAUAUUCCCCACUCGACUCUCCCCCUCCGGAGCCAAAAUCCCGAUUCGCUAUGCUGGAUGACGUAAAAAUCUUAGCCAAUGGCCUCCUUCAGUUAGGGCACGGUCUUAAAGACUUUGUUCACAAGACGAAGACUCAGAUUAAUGACAUAUUUCAAAAACUUAACAUAUUCGAUAAGUCCUUUUAUGAUCUCUCGCUACAAACCAAUGAGAUCAAAGAAGAAGAAAGGGAGCUCCGGAAAACGACAUCACAUCUUCAAGCCAAAAAUGAAGAAAUGAAAAAUUUAUCCCUCGAAUUGAAUUCAAAGCUUGAAGAUCUCUUAGAAGAAAAGAUGCAACUCCAACAAAAAGUGAGAACAUUAGAAGAGAAACUAAUCACAUUAAUUCACAGCCAACCCGAAGGCCAGGAACAUCAGGAAGUGACCAUCCUUAAGACUUUUGUAGAGCAGCAAGAUCACAGCAUUAAAGAGCUUUUCCAAACAGUUCAAGAACAGUACCAGCAACUGACCAGGCAGCACGGCCAGAUAAAAGAGAUGGAAAACCAGCUCAGAAAGACGGGUUUCCAAGAAGCCCCGGACAACUCCCUCUCUACAAAGCAGAGAGCGCCAAGGACCAUUCCUUCUCUGCAAACCAAUGGAACGAGGACCUUGGAGCACAGCGAGGAGCUGGACGCGCCGGCCAGCUGCGCGGCCCUGUACGAGGGAGGCCAGCGCUCCAGUGGCGUAUACACCAUCCGGCCGGGCCACUCCGAAGGCUUCCAAGUCUACUGUGAAGUGAAAUCGGGCAGUUCAUGGACAGUAAUUCAACACCGCAUGGACGGAUCACAAAAUUUCAAUGAAAGCUGGGAGAACUAUCAACAUGGUUUUGGGAGUCUUGAUGGAGAAUUUUGGUUGGGCCUAGAGAAGAUCUACUCCAUAGUUAAGCAAUCCGAUUAUAUUUUACGAAUCGAGCUGGAAGACUGGAAAGACAAUAAGCGUUACAUUGAGUAUUCAUUCAGCCUGGGAAGUAAAGAGACAGACUACACUCUGCACCUGUCUGAAAUCUUAGGAAACAUCCCCAAUGCGAUCCCUGAACACAAAGAUCUUGUUUUUUCGACUUGGGAUCAUAAUGCAAAGGAUUAUUUGACCUGCCCGGAGAGCUACUCAGGUGGCUGGUGGCGGCACAACGUAUGCGGAGAAACCAACCUGAACGGCAAGUACAACAAGGCCCGGGCCAAGGGCAAGCCGGAGCGGAGGAGAGGCCUGUACUGGAAGUCUCACAACAGGCUCUAUUCCCUCAAGACCACCAAAAUGUUAAUCCACCCAACAGACUUAGAAAGUUUUGAGUGAACUCAGGCAAGUUUCCCAAAACCAAUAAACUGAACAUUAAACUCAA
This is a messenger RNA of Antechinus flavipes (yellow-footed antechinus), 1460 nucleotides long. It is a transcript of the gene ANGPTL3, whose product is annotated as angiopoietin like 3. The coding region runs from base 26 to 1414 and encodes 462 amino acids. Lineage: Eukaryota; Metazoa; Chordata; Mammalia; Dasyuromorphia; Dasyuridae. Gene Ontology annotation, biological process: triglyceride homeostasis; cholesterol homeostasis; phospholipid catabolic process. The record is from RefSeq and is a predicted model, not a curated record. The transcript is spliced from 7 exons.